AUGAAGAACCCCACGGGAUCGAAGGCCGGUCUUCCAAAGAUGCUUCAGGUGUUCAACGAAUUACGUGCUUCUGAAGCGGCAGUCGUUUUACAGGAAGAGUUUCACGAUUACGAGGAAUCACCUAAUACUGCAGAUCCUUCCGAGCGCGAUGCAGGUUGGAUAGAAGGCGUUGCAAUUUUGGUCGCAGUGGUUGUGGUGGUUCUCGUUGUUGCCUUCAAUGACUGGCAGAAAGAACGACAGUUCCGCAGUUUGCAAGACAGAAUUGAAUCUAAGCAAAAAUUCACGGUGGUACGCGACGCGAAAAUCCAGGAAGUACAAAUAGCGGACAUUGUUGUUGGAGAUGUUUGCUUGAUAAAGUAUGGUAAGAAACAAGAUUACACUUUUCAUACCACAUACGCUUUAAAUUCCUUAUGCAGAAGUCACUUUAGUGCAAGCUAUUUAGAUUAA
Messenger RNA from Dibothriocephalus latus, 447 nucleotides. Lineage: Eukaryota; Metazoa; Platyhelminthes; Cestoda; Diphyllobothriidea; Diphyllobothriidae. The record is from the annotation of a GenBank genome assembly.